GUAAGCAGUGACUCCUUGAGACAUCAGAAAACAACAGCAUAUGACGAGUAAGGGGAGGGGAAGGCAUGAGCAUAUUCCCCGCCCGCAGCAGACAAGUGUUAAAAACCUCGAAGGGCAGUUUCAAACCAUUAUUACUGGAGAAAACGUAAUUAGUGGUACUUAGUGUUACGUAUGUAAAGGAGUAUUAGUGGCUCUGUAACUGUAUGUAAACGUUGUUGAGGGAAUUUAGAAGCUGAAACUGAAAGCAUCGGUCGAAAGGUUUUGCACCACAUUCACAAUGAGAUCUCUCAUACUUUUUGCCGUGGUUAUUGUAGCAGUGUCGCCCGUCUACCCUCAGUCUAACCUAUCUUCUGUUGCGGAAGUCUUCUCGGAUAUCGGAGUUCAAGUCUUUGGCUUAGUGACAAAGUCAAAACCUCAGGAAAAUGUUGUUCUGUCACCCUAUGGGAUUUCUUCAAUUCUUGGAAUGUUGAUGUUGGGGGCUGACGGUCUUACAAAGAAGCAGUUAGCCACAGCAAUGAGGUAUAACAUAAAUGCAAGAUCAUCAAAAGUACUGAAAAAGCUACAGAAAGCCUUACUCACCAGGAAGAACAAAGAUAUAAUAACCAUUGCUAACGCAGUGUUUGCACAAGCUGGCUUUAAAAUGGAAAAAUCGUUUGUCACUGACAAUAAAGCCCUGUUUCACUGUGAUGUUAAAAGUUUGGACUUUAGUGACACAGCUGAUGCAGCAGCAAAAGUCAACCAGUGGGUCCAGAACCAAACUAGAGGUAUGAUCAAAGACCUCAUUCAGCCACAUGUGUUGGAUAACGUGUUCACCAGAUUAGUAGUGGUUAAUUCCAUUUAUUUUAAAGGCUUGUGGAAGUCUCAUUUCCAGGCUGAAAAUACAAAGGUGCGUGGUUUUACUGGUCCCGAUAAGGUGACAUACCAAGUACCCAUGAUGACACAACUGAAUAUGUUUAAUUAUGGUUCAGCUAGCACUCCUAGUGGACUCUUGUACAACAUACUUGAACUGCCGUAUCACGGACAGAUGGUCAGCAUGCUGAUUGUACUUCCAGUGGAUAGCAGUACCCCUCUCUCUGCCAUCAUUCCACAUAUCAGUACUAAAACUGUGCAGAGCUGGAUGUCUUCCCUGAGUCAGCGGAGAGUUCAGAUCAUGAUUCCUAAGUUCACAGCUGAAUCAGAGCUUUCAUUGGAAGAACCCCUUUCAGCACUUGGCAUUACUGAUAUGUUUCAGGAGUCCAAAGCAAACUUUGCAAAGAUAACAAUGUCGGAGCAGCUUUAUGUGUCUUAUGCCCUGCAGAAGGCCAAAAUAGAAGUAAAUGAAGAUGGAACUAAGGCAUCAGCUGCAACAACCGCUGUUUUAAUGGCAAGAUCGUCACCUCCAUGGUUUAUAGUGGACAGACCAUUCCUUUUCUGCAUUCGACAUAACCCUACAGGUUCCAUUCUGUUUAUGGGACAGAUUACCAAACCAUGAGGAGCCAUUUCAGAAGAUCUGAAUAAAUCUUCAAAAAGGGAGAGAAAACUACAUCUUGAGUCUUCUUUCUUUGUAAAGCCCAUUGAUGUUCCUAAUUCAGAACACAUGUAACCUAUUUUUUUGGAGUUUCUGAAAUGUGCUUUUUUUUCUAACAGUCUGGACUGUAGUAAUUUGAGUUGCAGCCGGUGCCAAGAAUCUGUUUUGGAUGUUUACAGCAAAUGCCUGGGACCAUUUCUUAAAGAAACUCCUUUUUUUCCUUUGAAAGUAUCUUUGUACUACUGAAUAAUCUCUAAUAAAUGACACCAAUCGAUGGUGAACUUUUAUUAUGCAUUUGUUUAAAUGGGGGUAUUUUUUAUAUUUUUUUAUUUUGGGAGCAGAGGCUUGUAGAUCUCAUUUUUAAGUCUGAUUAGAUGUAAGUUCAUCCGUUCCUCUUUUUCUGAUAAGCCACUAGUGAGGCUCUUGCUAUAAUCACACAACAGUCUGUUUUUAAUGUUUCGUAAUCUUAUUGUAGGAAAUAUGUAUUCAUUUACUAAAACAGUAUUGACAAAUGUUAUUGGAAUGUGAAGUUAGCCAUGUUAAUUCCCUUCUGACUGAAUUACCAGUUGUAGGGGUUCCAGUAAAAUGUUCUGUCAAAUCUGAUUGGAAUUGAGAGUUCUUAUUCAUCUUGUUAGAGUAAUAAUCUGCACUUUGCUCCAACAAUAGUAACUUGCACUUACUUCUUUUAAGGUCCUUCAGCUGCAAUGACCUCCCUUUUUAUUGAUGUGGUCCCACAAAUGUGGCACCUAUCCCCCCUUCUUUGGAGAACAGAAAGACUGCUGCAGCCACUUUAGCCAUAUUUUGAACUGCAUCUUGCCUGCUUUCCGAUCAUAACCCCCCCCCAUGGCAUUGUCUUCCUUUACUUUGUAGCAUCUCUAGUUUCUAAGGCUGCAGUAUUGACAUAAAAACCUUUCAUGGUGCUACUAGAGGAUCACUCUUACAAGAUAAAAGAUAGGAAGGACAGUUGUAAAAUCAUUGCAUUAAUGUCUCUUGUGUAAACAAACUCUUCUUUGUGCUUGCCAGAGCUACACUCAUCUCCUAUCUUCGUAAUACCUUCUUUUAGUACCCAUUAAAGUCCCAUGGCUGUAACCUUACCCCAUAUCUACCUAUCUGGUCCUCAUAACCUCAGGCUUUGUGACCCAUUUGAAAGGAAAUAAUUGCAUUAUAUCCCUUGACUUAGAAAAUGCAUACAUAAUGUCCCAUAACUGUAAACUACAGGUUUUGUCUCCAAUAUCGUUAUUGCAGUGCUGAUUCUGCUUUGACUUGUCAAACGUGCAUAUCUGUAUGAUCUGUAUAAGUAGAUUCUAAAAGUAAUUCAAAAGUAACUACUUUAAAAUUUGUAAGUCUGUUUGCCAUUUAUAUCAUGGAAACAGAUUCAUAGAGCACAGGAAUUAUUCUGUACUUGCACAAUUAUGAGUAAACUACUUUUACCAUUUGUAUAAUGGAAAAUGCUCAGUGGAGCAUAGGAAUUCCUAUGCAUUCUCACAAAAUUACUGGGUAUAUGUUUUCUAGGAAGCUCCUAAUGAUUUGUGGUGAGCAGAGGGAAUAAAUACAGUUUGGCUUGUGUUGUGUUUAUUGUUUAUAGCUUGAAGUUUAUGAUAAAGUCAAAGGAAAUAACAGUACCAGCCUUCUUACCCCUGGCGUGUUUUAUUUUAUUAAACUACAUCACUUUAUAUUACAUGUUUUAUAAGUUCUACAAUAACAGUACUAGCCUUCUUACCCCUGGCGUGUUUUAUUUUAUUAAACUACAUCACUUUAUAUUACAUGUUUUAUAAGUUCUACAAUAACAGUACCAGCCUUCUUACCCCUGGCAUAUUUUAUUUUAUUAAACUACAUCACUUUAUAUUACAUGUUUUAUAAGUUCUACAAUAACAGUACUAGCCUUCUUACCCCUGGCGUGUUUUAUUUUAUUAAACUACAUCACUUUAUAUUACAUGUUUUAUAAGUUCUACAAUAACAGUACCAGCCUUCUUACCCCUGGCGUGUUUUAUUUUAUUAAACUACAUCACUUUAUAUUACAUGUUUUAUAAGUUCUACAAUAACAGUACCAGCCUUCUUACCCCUGGCGUGUUUUAUUUUAUUAAACUACAUCACUUUAUAUUACAUGUUUUAUAAGUUCUACAAUAACAGUACCAGCCUUCUUACCCUGGCGUGUUUUAUUUUAUUAAACUACAUCACUUUAUAUUACAUGUUUUAUAAGUUCUACAAUAACAGUACCAGCCUUCUUACCCUGGCGUGUUUUAUUUUAUUAAACUACAUCACUUUAUAUUACAUGUUUUAUAAGUUCUACAAUAACAGUACCAGCCUUCUUACCCCUGGCGUGUUUUAUUUUAUUAAACUACAUCACUUUAUAUUACAUGUUUUAUAAGUUCUACAAUAACAGUACCAGCCUUCUUACCCCUGGCGUGUUUUAUUUUAUUAAACUACAUCACUUUAUAUUACAUGUUUUAUAAGUUCUACAAUAACAGUACCAGCCUUCUUACCCCUGGCGUGUUUUAUUUUAUUAAACUACAUCACUUUAUAUUACAUGUUUUAUAAGUUCUACAAUAACAGUACCAGCCUUCUUACCCCUGGCGUGUUUUAUUUUAUUAAACUACAUCACUUUAUAUUACAUGUUUUAUAAGUUCUACAAUAACAGUACCAGCCUUCUUACCCCUGGCGUGUUUUAUUUUAUUAAACUGCAUCACUUUAUAUUACAUGUUUUAUAAGUUCUACAAUAACAGUACCAGCCUUCUUACCCCUGGCGUGUUUUAUUUUAUUAAACUACAUCACUUUAUAUUACAUGUUUUAUAAGUUCUACAAUAACAGUACCAGCCUUCUUACCCCUGGCAUGUUUUAUUUUAUUAAACUACAUCACUUUAUAUUACAUGUUUUAUAAGUUCUACAAUAACAGUACUAGCCUUCUUACCCCUGGCGUGUUUUAUUUUAUUAAACUACAUCACUUUAUAUUACAUGCUUUAUAAGUUCUACAUUGUUAAAUUGGUUGAACAGUAUUACAAAAAUAAGAGUUGCGAGGGUGGCCUAAUGGCUAAGGUCUUUGUCUUACAAACAUAAGGUGCAGGGUUUGAGUCUCACGAGGGAUAAUUGGCUAGGCUUAAAAUGGCUCACAAGGGCAGUUAGCUUAGUACUAAUCUAUAAACCUAUAAGAGAGUAUUUAUUGUUUUUCUAACUGCAAUGGGCAAAAUAAGAUCUGCAUCCAAGAAUAAAAUUCAGUGGUCAUACACUCUAUUAUUGCAGCUACAGACUAGGUAUUUGUGAAUGUAUUCAUCACUGUACCAUGAAAGUAAGGAACAGAUGUGCAUCUAAGAAUCAAAAUUUAAGUGCAUCCACUAUCUUGUGUCUGAUAAUGUUUUAGUCAUGAAUGGAGACCUGACGGUAGUAGGUACAACAUGCUAAGAGAUCACGGUUACUGGUGGAUCACUGUUAUUUUUACCUUAUAAGUAUUGGGAGGAUUUCUAAAUCCAUAUAAACACAAGCUAGUCAUAUAAUAUGAACUUUUUAAAAGACAAUAAUGUCUCAACUGUUAACUGUAGGGGAAUAUCAGACUCGCAUACUGGCAAUGUAGUAGGAGGAACAAGUUGCAGUAAAUGACAAAGACUAGGAAAAAUCACUCUGACAAAAAAAGCCUAACUUGUUUUCUAGAUGGCUACAGUUUUGUCUGUUGACUAGUUUGCAAUAAAUAUACAAAGUUAACAAAUUUGCAUUUGCUUUUAGGACUGAUUAGCUGUCGUUAAGAACACUUGUUCUUGUAUAACUCUACAGGGAAAUUCAUUAUUUGUGACUAGAUGAACCAUGAAGAGAACACAUGGUAGAUUGAUGUUAUUUAUACAUUUGUAUAAAAUGGUGAUGGGCAGGUUUACAUGAACACUUGAUUAACAGAAAUCUUAUCCUAUGUAGUGUCAGCAUAUAGUAACUACUGUAACAGCUACAGCAAAAAUGUGAAAUUCCAGGCAGUGUUGUAGUACAUGGGCAUAUCUUUAAAAUGCUGUGGCUGUUCUAAUGCUUUUGAGUAGGAGUUGUACAUUGAAUAUGGCAUGGAGAAACAAAAGAUAUGCUACGAGAAAAUGUCUUCAUAAAUUCUUUUUUAUUGGCAGACAAAACGUUGCAACAUUUUAAGUACAUGUUAGCAAAAGGAUUAUGUUUUAUUAAAAAGUGGUGUGUAUCUCUUAUUUGGUCAAAACUGUUACAGCUGAACAAGGUUCUUUCUGGUUCGUCCUGUAAAGUGGGGUGCAUUAAUCAAAUUGCAUGAAUUACUGUUGAUGGAACGUUACCAUUUUAAAUGUGUUAUCAGAAUGAAUAAAGUUUUCUGUUGUA
This is a messenger RNA of Protopterus annectens (West African lungfish), 5821 nucleotides long. RefSeq names its product serpin family E member 2 (gene SERPINE2). Gene Ontology annotation, biological process: negative regulation of endopeptidase activity; negative regulation of plasminogen activation. Gene Ontology annotation, molecular function: serine-type endopeptidase inhibitor activity. Lineage: Eukaryota; Metazoa; Chordata; Ceratodontiformes; Protopteridae. The record is from RefSeq and is a predicted model, not a curated record. The coding region runs from base 278 to 1471 and encodes 397 amino acids. The transcript has 9 exons.